Pan troglodytes (chimpanzee) is the source of this 1046-nucleotide messenger RNA. It is a transcript of the gene CD24, whose product is annotated as CD24 molecule. Gene Ontology annotation, cellular component: membrane raft; external side of plasma membrane. Gene Ontology annotation, biological process: cell activation; regulation of cell-cell adhesion; cell adhesion. Lineage: Eukaryota; Metazoa; Chordata; Mammalia; Primates; Hominidae. The transcript is spliced from 3 exons. Bases 441 to 683 code for a protein of 80 amino acids. The record is from RefSeq and is a predicted model, not a curated record. Gene Ontology annotation, molecular function: protein tyrosine kinase activator activity.
GCGCGCAGAUCGCUCCGGACCCGGACACCGCCUGCGAGGAGCGCCGACCAGGCGGGAAGGGUUCGCGCUAGGCGGCGCCCGGGUCCCGUCGGCCAGAGUGAGCGUCCGGCCCGCGUCCGCGCCACGCCCGCCGCGUUCGCCUUUCCUCUGCGGCGGGCCGAGAGAUAACCCUGCCCGAGGGGUCCCGGCGCCCGCCCCCCACGCGGUCGCACUGGAAUUCGCGGCCCCUCUCGGGUCCCCGGGGCGCAUUUUGCAGUCUGGGUGGCAACGCACUUGCUCCAGGACCGGCGGCUACCCCGCCGCAGCGGAGGCGCGGACUUUUCUUUUGGGGGGUCUCGCCGGCUCGCCGCGCUCCCCACCUUGCCUGCGCCCGCCCGGAGCCAGCGGUUCUCCAAGCACCCAGCAUCCUGCUAGACGCGCCGCGCACCGACGGAGGGGACAUGGGCAGAGCAAUGGUGGCCAGGCUCGGGCUGGGGCUGCUGCUGCUGGCACUGCUCCUACCCACGCAGAUUUAUUCCAGUGAAACAACAACUGGAACUUCAAGUAACUCCUCCCAGAGUACUUCCAACUCUGGGUUUGCCCCAAAUCCAACUAAUGCCACCACCAAGGCGGCUGGUGGUGCCCUGCAGUCAACAGCCAGUCUCUUCGUGGUCUCACUCUCUCUUCUGCAUCUCUACUCUUAAGAGACUCAGGCCAAGAAACGUCUUCUAAACUUCCCCAUCUUCUAAACCCAAUCCAAAUGGCGUCUGGAAGUCCAAUGUGGCAAGGAAAAACAGGUCUUCAUCGAAUCUACUAAUUCCACACCUUUUAUUGACACAGAAAAUGCUGAGAAUCCCAAAUUUGAUUGAUUUGAAGAACAUGUGAGAGGUUUGACUAGAUGAUGGAUGCCAAUAUUAAAUCUGCUGGAGUUUCAUGUACAAGAUGAAGGAGAGGCAACAUCCAAAAUAGUUAAGACAUGAUUUCCUUGAAUGUGGCUUGAGAAAUAUGGACACUUAAUACUACCUUGAAAAUAAGAAUAGAAAUAAAGGAUGUGAUUGUGGAAUGGA